Oppiella nova is the source of this 1227-nucleotide messenger RNA. NCBI's taxonomy places the organism in Eukaryota, Metazoa, Arthropoda, Arachnida, Sarcoptiformes, Oppiidae. The record is from the annotation of a GenBank genome assembly.
CGGUAUCCAUUGGCAACCAUUGACUCGAUUUGUGUUUAUUUAUUGAUAAUUGCAUUGAAUUUGUUGAGCGAAUGAGCGACGGAUCAGUCGGUGAUUGGCAUCCAUUCAGUGGACAUAUGUUGUGACAAACGGGUGACCAAUAGGUUCGCCACUCAACCCACGAGUCAGUUAUGAGCUCUGUUUCCGUCAAACAGACGAAGAAACAGACUUUUAUGAGACAAUCACGCGCUGGACAUCGAAAGGACGUCCACUUCGACGCCAAGCAUCGGCUCACCGAAGAGGAGCUCAUCGAUAAGGCUGUGGUCACUCCCGAGGAUGUCAUCCGUUUGCCAGCCAUCACGAAACAGUACUUGUGUUCGCCGGACGCCAACGUCUAUGACAUAGAGUUCACGCGCUUUAAGAUCCGAGACAUGGAGACGGGUCUCGUGCUGUUCGAGAUCGUGAAGCCCCCGCCCCCUCCCCCUCCCGACCCCUCGGACGACGGCCACGGGGGCGACGACGACCAGGAGAUGGACGCCAAUUGCGGCCGUUUCGUGCGCUAUCAGUUCACCUCUCAGUUCUUGAAGCUCAAGACAGUGGGCGCCACAGUGGAGUUCCGCAUCGGCGACAAACCCAUCAACUCGUUUCGGAUGAUUGAGCGCCACUUCUUCGGCGACAAACUCCUGAAGACGUUUGACUUCAACUUCGGGUUCUGUAUUCCCAACAGUCAUAACAGUUGUGAACAUAUUUACGAGUUUCCGUCACUCAGUCCUGAAUUAUGCGAAGAAAUGAUUGCCAAUCCGUUUGAGACCCGUUCGGACAGCUAUUACUUUGUGGACAAUAGGCUUAUAAUGCAUAAUAAGGCUGAUUAUGCAUAUAAUGGAGGCCUGACUGCUGCCAACCUAUAGAUAAGAACAAAACAAAUCAUACGUCCUAUCAAUCAAUCAAUUUUUGACCAAAACUUUAAAUAUGAAUACAAUAUACAGAAUAUUAUAUAUAACUUAUAUAUAGGCAACAAAUCAUUUUAUUUUAAAUUGUGAUUUAGACGACCAGUUGAAUAGAAAUCUCUAUACAUAUUGAAACUAAUAGUCUAUUAUUUUGUUUGUUCACAUUAUUAUUAUGUUUGAAAGUUUAAAUUUAAUGCUUAAUCUCAGUCUCAGUCACAACACACUUGUUAUGAGGUUUGAAAAGUGAAACUAUUUUAGGCUCGAAGUUAUUACUGCUAACUAUCAUACCGUAUAUCGGAAC